AUGGAAUCUAAGGUAGCCAGUUUCAGGAAGGAACUUAAAGCAUUUCGCUCCCGUGGCGAAGCCGCUCAAGUCUCACGUCAUCUUGACCAAGAACUUUUGAAUAAUCUUAUCGUAGAGCACGAACGACAAGGCGAAGAGAUAACGAGGCUCGGACGAGAGCACGAGGAGCUAGAGACUUGGGUGAAUAUUCUUGAAAUUGAGAGUAGCGGUCUCAAAGAGCAAAUCGAAAAUCUGAAAGAUGAGCUUGUUGGAAGCGAGGAGGCCGAGAAAGAGAACGCACAUGAGAUACAGAAACUGAGGGGUGAGGCGGGUGGACACCUUCGGCUCAAUCGAGAGCCUGAUAAUCGUACAACUGGAAAGUACACUGCCGUUCUUCUGAACGUCAAUGCAGACGCAUUCAAGACGGCAGAAGCUUGUCUACAGGCUAUGGUUGCGACGAUGCCCUCCUCAUGCGCUUCAUCCAAGCUUUCAAUGGGAGUCGGGACUUAA
Molecule: messenger RNA, 489 nt
Organism: Bacidia gigantensis
Lineage: Eukaryota; Fungi; Ascomycota; Lecanoromycetes; Lecanorales; Ramalinaceae
Exons: 4
Coding region: 1-489 (162 amino acids)
Source: RefSeq, a predicted model, not a curated record